UGUAUAAGAGCCUUUCAUAUUAUUGUGAAUGGUACAUACAGAUAAUUUAGUUGUCAAGUUAAAACAGAAGGCUCCAGUUGUUUUUGUUUACUAAAAUAUAUUGUUAUAAAUAAUAGAAUUACGGUAUUGUUUUUUUUAAAUCUUAAUUAAUUAUGCCUAAUAAAACUCCAAGUCCUACAAAAACUUGUGAUACAUCAAAACGGAAAAAUACAAGUGGAUGUAGUAACUCCUCCAUAAGUAGCAGGACUCGUAAACGAAAGCGUGAAAUGGAAAUAACUGAGAGCGAUCUAGAAUCUGAACUGGAAGAUUGUAAUAUGAAAGAUGUUAUAGAAAUUGAAACAAGGCUCAGAAAGGUAGCACGAAAAAAAUCUCUCACUGAAGAAGAAAUGAAAAAACUUUUACAGAAAAUUAUAAAAAAUGAACACAUUCUUGCUCUAGUAACAUUGAAAGCAGAAGAUCAAUUAUCACAGGAACGAAAAGAGAAAGAUAAGUGUGCUAUUGUUGUUACUGAUACGCCCGUCGUUCCAAAGCUGACACGUUCUAAGGCACGUGAACUAAUAAAAAAGAUACCACAAUCCGUAAAAUUGGACGAUGCAUCAUUGGAGCCAGAAAUACUUAAGCUAAUCAGAGAUGAUUUACAUUCAGAUGAAGAUGAUGAGGAUUUCACACCCAGAGAUGAAGAAGAACUUACCUCUGAUGAUGAACCCAAUACUACUGCGUCUGAGAUCGACUCUAAUCCCUGUACCCCACAAACUCCAUUGCCUUAUACAGAGCAUGAUGAAUCGCCAGUUAAAUUAACUGAUGAUGGAUGCUUUAAAAUACCAUUAGAUAAAACCAAUACAGAGCCUCUAAUUGCUGCACGUACUAGAUCGAAAUUAUGUUUGGAAAAAACAACUUUAGAAGAUCUGGAGUCGCAGUUUAUUCCACCCGAUUUGGAGUAUUUAGAUAUAGAUGUUAUUGAUAUGGAUAAUCAUAAAAAUGAUAAACCUUGGUUUGAAUUUCUAAACGAGUUCACAAAACCUUUAAAUGACAAUAAUACCGCUGACGAUGACGACCCUGUUAAUGAUCCUGAAUAUGUUGCUGCGGAAAGAGUGCGCGUUGACUCGGAGGAAUUACGAGACAUAGAAAUUUCAAAAAAAGAAGUUAAUGAUUUGCUUACUGAGUUAUAUGAAAGUUUUAUUGAAGAGGGUAUUAGCCUCGAAAAUAUAGAUUUUGGUCCUGUUGAUGAUGUACCAGUAAUGAAUGGAAAUAAUAUUGCUUAUAAUGAAAACACAUUGCAAAUAACUGAAACAAUUUGUACGAACACUCAACCUGACCAACAGUAUAUAUAUAGUGAACCUCUUAAUGCUAAUGUUACAGUUCAAAAUGAUAAUACAUUUCGACCGAAUGUGAUGUCUACUCCCAGCACAAACAUUCCAAUAGUGUCAGAAUUUACUGAAGCGGCAGGUAUUCCUGUAGUCUCAUAUAAUUCUUCGCCGCUUAAAUCUUUUGCAGCUCCUUCCACUUCAUUAGUUACCGAUACUGAUAUGAUUGCUAUACCAAUACCUGGAGAACCCGAAAGUUAUAGACUUGUUAAAGUUGUUCCUCUUGAUGAGGUUAUUGUUGAACAAUAUAAUGAAGAAGACUAUACAGAUUCGCAAAUUAGAAAGUACGGUAAACCUUAUGACAAUAAUUUCACUUUUGAGUAUAUAUCAAUUAAGCGUCACAUUUUCUCUGAAUAUGAAAAAAAAUUUGAGAAUUUACGUCACGCGGUGCGCCACUCUCCAAAAAAAUUAGAUGAAGGCAAAAAAGGUUUGACAAAGGAGCAAUAUGACAUCUUUCAACAACAAUUGCGCAUACAUGUACAAUUUUUAACGCAAACAUAUUUGCAAGUUUACAGUCAUCCUAUAUUUUGGAAGAAAGGAGAAAAAAUCAAAUCAAUGCUAGAGGAACUCGAAACAAAAUCUAAAACUAACUCAACAUUUAAUGCUUGGAAUUUGUAUGGAGCUCUAGACUUGAUUAAAAAUUGGCAAAAUGAAUUAGCUAAGGAUACCGUUGAAAAUAAAGAAAUGAUGGAAUUUAUACAUAAAGAAAUUGAUCAAACUAACAAAUAUACACGUCAAGUUACUCGUUUUCCACCACGUAUUAUGGACUUAAUAUUGGACAGCAAUGUUUUUAUGUAUCCUCAGUAUUUACCACGCAUUCCAUUUGGAGCUCGAAGUAUUGGUUACAACGUAUUCGCACCAUCAGAGUCUAUUCUGAUCGCAAUGGGUUUAGAUAAACAUUUGUCUUUAAUAAAGCAGAAUAAAGAGAAAUUUUCUAAAAAAAAGGCUCUUGAGAUGGUUGCAUGUGAACGUCUUGUUAAUGAUAUUGUUUUUGGGAAGACUGGAAGACGUGUUUAUGAUUACAUUAAAGACUUAAGAAAGAGCAACUCCUAUAAUCCUGUCAAGUAUUUUUUUGAGAACAUGAGAGCUCCACCAAUUGAACAUGAUUUGAUUACGUUUCCAAAUGGAGUUGUAUUACCACCAAAGGACAGAUUUCAGGAAUUACCAUUAGCUUGGCAAGAUCAUAUUAAAACGAAAAAUCAACCAAUAAAAAAGAAGGCGAAACAGAAUCAGAAAGUAUCUUCAGAGGCAGGAGUUUGCUAUUCAGACUUUGUACGUGAAAUUCUUGGGGAUACAAUCGAGAUUACAAAUGAGGACUUUACUGACACUGAGUCUGAUAAUAAUGCGGUAAUUGAAAAUAUAGAAAAAGCCGUAAGUAAGGUGCCUAAUGAAAACAGUCCGAGUGUGAAGGCUGUGGCACAAACUACGUCGCCAAAUUCGUUGACUAUAAAUGUAAAUUAUAUGUUUGGGGACGCAUCAUUGAAUUACAAUUCAGCAACAAAUAAUCGAAGCUUAUACAAUGUUAGUGAUCCAUUUAAUGUUGCUUCAGCAUCAGUUCUAGCAUUAAAAGAACAAAAUAAAGUAAGCAAUUGUACAGCAGUACAAAAUCUAGCACCGGACGCUUCAACAGUUACAUACAGUUUUGAUAUUAAUGGAGUAGCCAUACCGUCUACAGCGUCAGUUGAAAAUAAAAUUACUAACUCACUUCCAGACCUAAACGAUAACGAUAUAGCUGAGCAGCCUCAAAUUAACAAAUCGUCGCAACAGUUAAGAUUUAUAGCAGCAACAAAUAGAGACUGCUUUUAUUCAUCAAAGGCCAAGAUUAAAAAACGUAAAAAGUAUCUGAGGAAUUGUGUAAAUAAACGUAAAACAAUAAAAUAUGUGAAGAGAAAGUGUAAAAAACUCCUGAAACAGUAUCAGGUAAUUUUAAAGAAACAUAAGACACGCUACGAAAAUGUGACUGCGGUGCAAAACAUCUACAUAAAAGUGAAGGCAUUGGAAUUAUAUUCAGACUUAUUAGUCGAACUCAGAAUGUUUUGUCAGGAUGCUGCCAACAAUCACACAACUACGCUGAAUAAUAACGCUACUAGUACGAAAAGAAGCCGGGGUGGAACUGAUGAAGAUGCUGGCACUACAGGUCGGAAUAAAAAGUUAAAUAAACAGGAAGAGAAUUUAAGACAAAUGCUUUUGCCUGAAAGCGCAGAAGUUACAAAUCGUAAAGACGCAAUUUAUGCUUUUAAUUUUUAUGAGAAAGUUGAAGAAGUAUUUCUAGCGGCUGGUAGACACGAAGACUACAAGACCUUUAAUGAAAUUUUGAAAUCUUUCGAUCCAAGCCGUGACAAAGUUGCUGAAUUAUAUCACAAAAUGGAGAAUUUAUUCUUACCUGAUUAUCCAGAGUUGGCUGAAAUAUUUCUUACAUUUUUAAUGCCAUCUGAAGCAGCUGAAAUUGGAAAAUUCUUUGAACAUUUUAUGAUAACUAAUAUUACAACUUUUGUUAAUAAAUUAAAUAUAUAUUUUAGCAAGCAACCAGCACAAAUACGUAAGAUUUAUAAUUGCUUGAAUGAAUUAGCAGAAGAUAAAAAUGUCACAAUUAAACAAAUUGAAACAAGAAUUGUGCCCCUACUUAGAGGCAAUCAGUUUUUGAUUGAUUGGUUUUUGAAACAAUUUCCUGAUGCAAAACCUCCAGAAAGUCUGUACACAUCAACGGAACAUGUUAAUUUAAAAGAUAUUGAGAAUAAUCAGAAUGGAGAGUUUUAUGAAACCAUUUCGGAUUUACUUGAUUCGCCAAAUAAUGAUCAACCACCAGCAUGUCAACUACGAUAUAUAAACGGACGUAUAUUUUAUGGUGGAAAGAUUGCAUUGCCGGCCAAACUAACAUUUAUGGCUACUAAGUACACUAAUGCUGAUGCGGACAGUGAUAAUGAUGAUACUCCAGUACAAAAUAUUGGGUGUGUACACGCUAUUUCUGCCGAAUGUGAAAAACAAUUAGCGGCAAAUCCAAAUCCCGAUAAUGAAGUUCCGAAAAAUGCCAACGAAAUUUCUAACUGCAAAAUCGAAGAGGAUAUAACUGACAAUCUUAUAAUUGAUAUAGUCGAUCAAAAGGAAUUUUUCUCAACCCCAACAGAAAUCUGUGAUAGCGCCACUUUACACGCACAUACAUUACGUCUCAAUCCCAAUUAUUAUGCAGCAAUGACAAGCACACCAAAUACUGGGCAUACUCAAGUUCAUCAGCCUAAUGCGAAGAAAACUUCAUUAAUUACAAACGACGAAAGCAAAUUAUCUCCCAGAAAGCAUUCGCCUAAAACAUCCACAACAACAAACAUAACCAAUACUGCACGUGAAAAACGAAAAUCACCUACCAAAAAAUGCAAGUCACCCGUUAGAACACAAACAGAAACAAGGCCUUUCGUUAUAUUACCGAGCACAAGUUCAGCUAUUGCUUGUGCAAAAAAACUAAAAGAUUUAGUUAACAGUGGUGAUGGAACUGAACAUAACAAUGAUGAACAUGAAGAUCUCGAAUGCCAACAGCACUAUGACAUAUUAGUAAAUACACAAAGUAAAAUAACUACGGGUAUUUCCGCUGAUAGUGUGGACUAUGCUCAAAUUAUACCAAAAACUGAAGUUUUUUCUGAUAUGGAAUUUUUGUCCGAAAGCUCGACUUGUUCAUAUUCAUCACCCUGUAAGCAAACAGAAACAAAUAAACAUGAAACAGAAUCGUGCAACAGUGAUAAAGAUUCUAAUUUGGACGUAGUGGCUACCUUAGCUACUGGAUCGGAUAAAGGUAAAAUACUUACCGAAAAAGAAACGACUGAUAAAAAAACAACUAAUAGCGCAUCCUGGACCCGCGAUGAAGAUAAAAUUAUUUUAGUUGAAAUGUCAUCGCUACAAAAAGAUGAUCUGUAUAAGCGUAUAAGCGAAAAACUGACCAAUAGAACUAUUCAAGAAAUACAGGAGCGACAUAGUUUUUUAAUUAAUUUCUUGACACAACUGCAAGCAAUAUGAAAUCAUUUUGUUGCAGAAUUAUUACUUGGUAUUGUAAAUAAUUUUUAAAUGUUGUACAAUUAAUAAGCAUUAUUUUUAAGUAUUAUAUUAUGACAUGUUUAAGAAAUUACUAAAAGUCUGUUUCAGAUAAAUUGUUAAGAAUUUCAAUAUUUUUUAAUAAUCCAAUCGUUCAUUUUUAUAUAACAGUAUUUCUUGUCCGUAGUUAAAAAUUUAUCUGGCAAGGUACAAAUUUGUUUGGCUCAUCUUUAUUCUGCAAGAUUAUAUU
Messenger RNA from Teleopsis dalmanni, 5631 nucleotides. RefSeq lists its product as uncharacterized. The coding region runs from base 153 to 5366 and encodes 1737 amino acids. Gene Ontology annotation, biological process: regulation of DNA-templated transcription. Gene Ontology annotation, cellular component: nucleus. The transcript is spliced from 14 exons. Gene Ontology annotation, molecular function: transcription coregulator activity. NCBI's taxonomy places the organism in Eukaryota, Metazoa, Arthropoda, Insecta, Diptera, Diopsidae. The record is from RefSeq and is a predicted model, not a curated record.